Messenger RNA from Coregonus clupeaformis (lake whitefish), 2031 nucleotides. It is a transcript of the gene rnd1b, whose product is annotated as Rho family GTPase 1b. The record is from RefSeq and is a predicted model, not a curated record. The transcript is spliced from 5 exons. Bases 152 to 850 code for a protein of 232 amino acids. Gene Ontology annotation, biological process: small GTPase-mediated signal transduction. Lineage: Eukaryota; Metazoa; Chordata; Actinopteri; Salmoniformes; Salmonidae. Gene Ontology annotation, molecular function: GTP binding; GTPase activity.
AUCCUUCUAAGACUAGACCACACUUCGGAAUAGGCUACGGUGCUCUACUGGUACCAAGGUUUUGGAAUAGGCUACGGUGGCUCUACUGUUACCAAGGUUUUGCGUUUUUACCCUUUUACUUUAAAGUAUUGUGUUCUUGAUUGUUACAAAUAUGAAGGAAAGGAGAAAUCCGCAGCCGUUGGUGGUGAGAUGUAAACUGGUUCUUGUUGGGGAUGUUCAGUGUGGAAAAACUGCGAUGUUGCAAGUCCUCGCGAAGGAUUGUUAUCCAGAGACCUAUGUGCCCACGGUGUUUGAGAACUACACAGCGUGUCUGGAACUAGAGGAGCAGCGCGUGGAGCUCAGUCUGUGGGACACGUCAGGUUCUCCCUACUAUGAGAACGUUAGGCCUCUCUGUUACAGUGACUCGGACGCAGUGCUCCUCUGUUUCGACAUCAGCCGCCCGGACACCUUCGACUGUGGGCUCAAGAAGUGGAAGACAGAGAUUGUAGAUUUCUGCCCAAGCACACGCAUCCUUCUCAUUGGCUGUAAGACCGACCUGCGCACAGAUGUCUGCACCCUGAUGGAGCUGUCCAAUCAGAAACAGGUCCCCAUCACCCAUGAACAGGGUUCCUCCAUGGCCAAGCAGCUUGGUACUGAGGCCUACCUGGAGUGUUCAGCGUUCACCUCAGAGAAGAGUAUCCACAGUGUGUUCCGUACGGCCGCUCUGGCUUGCAUCAACAAGCUCCAGCCCCUCCCCAAGCCCAGCCCCACCCGAUGCCUCUCCAAGAGGCUCCUCCAUCUCCCCAGCCGCUCCGAGCUGCUCUCCUCCACCUUCAAGAAGGAGAAGACCAAGAGCUGCUCCGUCAUGUGAGUGGAGACCCGGGACAGGGGGGGACAGGGGGUGUCGAUCCCCACCAACACGCUGCUCCGAUUCCCCAGAACCCCCUGACUAUCUGGUUCGGGGAAGGGGGGGGGGGGGGUUGGUUUCAUCACGAUAGCUUUGUCAAGAGAAGGCUCUUCUUCCAUGUUGAAUCCUUCCCCACCCCCUCCUCAAAGUGAAAUCAAUUCAGAACAGGUGGACACCUUGUCCUGAACUACUCUUCAGUGCAUAUCUCAUCUUUUUCAGUACUGUAUCUUGGCUUUUUGAUCAUCAGCGAACCAUUGUUCUCACCUGUUACAGUAACGGUAUGCAACCACGAUGGUGUGACAUCACUAUUAUUUAGGCACAUGGUGAUUUGUCCAAAUUGGAGAAAUGUGCAACGUGUGACAAAGUUUUAACCUUGUGAUGUAAAAAUGCCUCUCAAGACAAUUAAAUGCCUAUUUUGCCAAAAAAAAUCGAGCAUGAUAAUAUAUCAGACAUUACUGAAAAUCGUAUCCCUUCUGCACUACAGAAUCAACUAUAAGGUGUAGCAACAUGACCAAAUCGGUGGUCAAACAGUGUUUGUGCUCUUCUUGAUCAAGGCCCAACGGGGGCUGACUGAUUGAGAGAGGUGUGGAGAGAGGAGUGUUUGAUGGGACCACAGCAAAAACAGAGGUCCAUUACACGUCUCAUUGUCUCGGCCGUGAAGAGAGGAGGUCUAGACGUAUAAGGGCUGAUUGAGAUAGAAAACAAUGUGAAUGUACUGGAGCUUCCAGAGAUAGAAAUCCAGUUCUCUCCCAUCAUUUGAGAAUUGUCUGAUGAGGAGUGCUUUGAUAAAGAAGAAACCACUUCCAGGGAGUGGGGUAUUGUUCUAACUGGGGCAAUAGGCACAAAAUGGUUUACUGCAGCUCUGUCAAGAGAUCUGGUAAUGGCUGCCAGGUCAGUGUUGCAAUUCCCUGAGGUGAUUAUUUAAAGGACUGUCUGUUUGAAACUAGAAGAUGCUGCUUAAAACUUGUCAGGCUGAAUCCACUGGGGAAAUGUGAUGUCCUACUACAGGAGAAAGUGAUGUAGCAUCACAGUAUUGGUAUUUUGAUAAUCAACAAUGAUCAAACAGUACACCGUUUCUAUUAUAAACUGGGUGGUUCGAGCCCUGGAUGCUGAUUGGCUGACAGCUGUGGUAUAUCAGAACAUAU